AUUGCAUUCCUCGAAAUUUAAUGAACGCACGUUGUUUACAAAUGUCAAAAUUUUGUUCGUCUUCUUGAAAGUUUUAAAAAUUUUAAAUGCAAUAAAUUAAAUUAAAAACAGAAGUGAAAACAAUUUCAAAUCAUGGGUUUAACGAAGCAAUACUUGGCUUAUAAACUUGAUAAUACAUUUAAUAUAAUUGCCAGUGGAAGACCAAACAUAAAUUUCCUUGUAUACGACAACAUCGAAGGCAGAUAUGUUGUUGUUGGCGGAGCUGAAAAUGCCCUCGUUUGGGAUAUAAGAUUGGGUGAAAAAGUUAUGUGCCUCCAACGAGACAAACAGGAAGUGACUGCUAUCCGGGCUAGUCCAGAUCGUGUUCAUAUUGCUGUUGGGUACUCUGACGGCGUGGUAGAAAUCUUUGACAUUGCUUCUAGAUCAUCUGUGUGCUCUUUAUCACUCCACAAGACGGCGGUUACUAUAUUGCGUUACGACGCAAUGGGAAUUCGUUUGGUAUCAGGUGGCUUGGAUACUGAACUGGUCGUGUGCGAUAUUGUCACCCAGACCGGUAAACAACGUUUGAUUGGACACAAUGGUCCCAUCACUGAUGCCCAUUUCUUGGAGAGAUUUGGAGUUGAUGACAUAGUGGUGUCUUGUUCCAAAGACACGCACAUCAAGUUCUGGAAUCUUGAAACGCAGACGUGCUUUAAAACUAUCGUUGACAACCGAACCGAAGUGUGGGCUCUGACUUUUGUCAAAGACCUCAUGAUAGCAGGGACUGGAGAAAGUUCCAUGAACAUCUAUAGAUUAAAGAGUCGAGAUACGAUUGCUGAUAACGUGCAGUCAGCUGUUGAAGGACUCAGUUUGGAUGACGAAGACACCAUAAGUCCAAUAACUGUUACAAACUGUGGUGUUAUACAGAAAUCGGGGCGUGGAAGAACAGUUAACCUUGUUGCUGAUCCAACUGAACGAGUAAUCAGUUGCCACGGGACAGAUGAUAUCAUUGAAAAUUUCUAUAUUUGCACCAAGGAAGAAGCCAAUUCUCGUUUGGCUAAGCGUUUGAAGAAAUCUGCAAAAUCUGUUACCCAAGGGGGAGCCGAUUGUUCCAAGGAACUGACUCUUUCCGACGAAAUAAAGCGCUUACCUAGCAUCAAAGUAAAGAGUAAGAUUAAGUCUAUAGAUAUUCUGAUGGGAGUCAACAAUGAACUAAGAAUCAUAGCAAAUCUCUCAAACAACAGCUUGAAAAUGUUCUCUCUGAAUGUUUUAGAAAAGCAGGGUGAAGCGAAACUGUUACGGUCCAUUACUCAAAAUGGUCAUCAGUCAGAGUUGAGGACAGUUUGUUUCAGUUCAGAUAACUUGGCUAUAGCAUCAGGCGGUGGUGAGUCAGUGAAGAUUUGGAACAGGGAAUCAUCGCAAUGUUUAAGAACAGUUCCGGCAGGGUACGUGCUCAGUUCCUGCUUUGUACCUGGAGAUCGUUAUGUUCUCCUCGGGUUGAAAUCGGGUGUGUUGUUAAUUGUUGAUGUUGGAACUGGCGAAGUAGUUGAAGAGAUUCCUGCCCAUGAAAACGAACUAUGGUCCAUUUGCUUGCUGCCAGACAUGAAGGGUUGUGUGACAGGCAGCAGCGAUACCACGGUGAAGAGUUGGUCCUUCGAACUUAUUGACAACACAAAUACCGACGAUGGAGUAAUUAGACCUAAAGUUUUGUCUUUGUUGCACGUGAAUACGCUUAAGCUCGAAGAGACGGUCCUGUGUGUCAAAGUUAGUCCUAAUAUGAAGUUUCUAGCUGUCGGUUUAUUGGAUUCUACAGUGAAAAUAUUCUUUCUGGACAGCUUUAAGUUUUAUCUUUCCCUCUAUGGACACAAAUUACCAGUACUUUGUCUGGAUAUUUCGUACGACUCGGCUAUCAUUGUCACUGGUUCGGCAGAUCGUAAUGUCAAAGUGUGGGGUCUGGAUUUCGGGGAUUGUCAUCGUUCGUUGUUUGCGCAUGAUGAUUCCGUAAUGGCAGUUCAAUUUGUCCCCAAAACGCAUAUGUUCUUUACUUGCGGCAAAGAUGGUAAGAUUAAACAGUGGGAUGGAGAUUCGUUUGAAAAAAUCAUCACCCUUCCUGGGCAUGUUGGGGAGGCGUACAGUUUAGCUGUUAGCCCGAAUGGCCGAUACCUGGUAAGCUGUGGGUCCGACCGGACACUUCGAUUGUACGAACGAACCGAAGAGCCUAUAGUCUUACAAGACGUACAGGAAGAAGAGCGAGAGGAGAUGGAAAAUCGGACUCUAGCAACAGGCGAGGAUAAUUCUGUGCCUAUGUUGCCUGGUCUUAAGCUACCGUCUCGUAAGACCGUAGGGGCAGAAAAAGCAGCCGAAAGCAUUCUUGAGUGCUUGGAGAUCUUAAGAGAAUACGAAGCAGAUGAAGCUCCCGAAUUGCAUCCUCUUAUGAUAGCUUACGAUGCAAAGACUCCGGAUGACUUUCUUCUUGCUACUUUACAAAGAAUAAGGGCCUUUGACAUGGAAGAAGCACUGGUACUUCUGCCAUUUUCGAGUGUUUGUGAUAUUCUUGAAAGAGUUCCAAAAAUAGCCGAUAGCCGAAAGGACCAAACCGAAAUCAUAUGCAAAGUAGUGCUGUUUCUCUUUAGAAUCCAUCAAAAGCCAAUCACAAGUAAUCAAACUCUUUUGCCGGUGAUUGGAAAGAUUAUAAGAUGCUUGCAACAAUUAACGGUUGAAUGUCGUGAUAUGGUGGGAAUGAAUUACUAUGGAUUGCAACUGUUGCAACACGACAUUGAAGAACGAGAGGGUGUUGAGUUGUUUCGAGAGGCUACACAGUCGAAAAAGCAGCGAGACAAAAGAAGGAAACAUGUUGCGAAGAGGACGCACAUUCAAAUGGCUUGAAAAAAUUAAGUUUUUUUUUGUUAUUGAAUCUUUAAUGAAAUAAAAAUGCAUUUUAUUUGUAA
Messenger RNA from Eupeodes corollae, 2927 nucleotides. RefSeq names its product WD repeat-containing protein 3. Gene Ontology annotation, molecular function: snoRNA binding; protein binding. NCBI's taxonomy places the organism in Eukaryota, Metazoa, Arthropoda, Insecta, Diptera, Syrphidae. The transcript is spliced from 2 exons. Gene Ontology annotation, cellular component: Pwp2p-containing subcomplex of 90S preribosome; small-subunit processome. The record is from RefSeq and is a predicted model, not a curated record. Gene Ontology annotation, biological process: maturation of SSU-rRNA. The coding region runs from base 133 to 2865 and encodes 910 amino acids.